AUGUUUCUUUUUCAGUUCUGUUUUGAAGGGAUGGAGGAAAGCGGCUCAGUAGGCCUGCCUGAACUCCUAGAACGUAGCAAAAAUACAUUCUUGGCUGAUGUGGACUUCGUUUGCAUUUCCGACAGCUACUGGCUGGGAACAACAAAACCAUGCCUUACACAUGGACUUAGAGGGAUUACAUCCUUCAAGAUUGAGGUCACUGGUAUUCAACAAGAUCUCCACUCUGGAGUGUAUGGAGGAGUUGUGUGA
Messenger RNA from Strongylus vulgaris, 249 nucleotides. Lineage: Eukaryota; Metazoa; Nematoda; Chromadorea; Rhabditida; Strongylidae. The record is from the annotation of a GenBank genome assembly.